Molecule: messenger RNA, 2259 nt
Organism: Phytophthora sojae
Lineage: Eukaryota; Oomycota; Peronosporomycetes; Peronosporales; Peronosporaceae
Exons: 1
Coding region: 1-2259 (752 amino acids)
Cellular component (GO): nucleus
Molecular function (GO): ATP binding; DNA binding; ATP-dependent chromatin remodeler activity
Source: RefSeq, a predicted model, not a curated record
AUGGUCGCCAGUGCCUUCCCGGACGACGCCGCGGCCCAGCGCGCCAUGCCCGACCUGGCAGCGAUGGAGGCGAUCGAGGAGCAGGCGCGCAAGGAGCGCGAGGCCUCCGCUGCCAAGCGAGCCCCCACCCCGGCGGAGACCGCCGAGGACACAGGCGAGAAGAUCGCCAAGCUGGACUCGCUGCUGGAGAAGGCCAGUCUGUACUCGAGCUUCCUGUUCUCCAACAUGGAGAGCGCUGCCACCGUCAACGACACCGUUGUGGCGCAGGAUGCGGAGGACGAUGAGGCGGAAGAGCAGACCGCUAAGGGUAAGCGCAAGCGCGGCAAGAAGGCGUCGGCUAACGCCAACAAGAAAACCAAGAAAGGCGUGGACAAGCUGCGCGAGGUGCAGGGCGACACGUCUCUAGACACGCGCCAGCAGCCUAAGAAGGUGGCGUUCAAGCAACCCAAGCUCAUGGUUGGCGGCACGCUGCGCGACUAUCAGCUGGAGGGCAUCCGAUGGCUCUGCAAUUUGUUUGAGAACGGCCUGAACGGCAUUCUGGCAGACGAGAUGGGUCUGGGUAAGACCAUCCAGGUGAUCGGUCUUCUGGCUCACCUCAAGGCGCUCGGAGUGCGAGGACCGCACCUUAUCGUGGCGCCGCUGUCGACGCUCAUGAACUGGGCCACCGAGUUCCGCAAGUGGGCUCCUAGCAUGCCGGUGAUUAUUUAUCACGGCACCAGGGCUGAACGUAGCAAAAUGAGGAAGAACGAGCUCAACCGAAAGAAGAAAAACGACGCUGACUUCCCGGUCAUCAUUUCGUCGUAUGAGAUGAUGCUCCAAGAUUCCAGGGCUUUUGCGAGCUCGGGCUUCGUGUGGAAGUACAUGGUGAUCGACGAAGGUCACCGACUGAAGAACAUGGACUGCUUGCUGGUACGUGAGCUUAAGCGUGGUCGAUCGGAGAACCGCCUGCUGCUGACCGGCACCCCGCUGCAGAACAAUUUGACCGAGCUGUGGUCUCUGCUCAACUUUAUCUUGCCGGAUGUAUUUGACGACCUUGAACUUUUCGAGAGCUGGUUCUCAUUCACACCUGACGCUAUUGCCACGGCUGCUGCGGCGAAUGAGUCCGUGGCUGCGCAAGAUGUCCUGCACGGCGAAAAGAAGGUCGAAGUGAUCACAAAACUACACGAAAUUCUUCGACCGUUCCUGCUUCGUCGCUUGAAGGUGGACGUGGUGGAGGAGAUGGUUUCGAAGACAGAGAUUUUCGUUUACUGUGCCAUGACCUUGAGGCAGCGCGAGUACUAUCAGAUGAUUCGCGAUGGUACGCUCGCAGAGGCUAUGGAGCAAAAGUACGGUAAGUAUCAAGCCCAGAACGCGUUCAAGACGACCACCUUGAGAAACAAAAUGGUUCAAUGCCGCAAGUGCUGCCUACACCCUUACUUGUUCGACGAGCCGUUGACGGCAAGCGGUGGUGUUAUCACGGAUGAAAAUCUCGUCCAAACAUCCGGCAAACUGCGUGUAUUGGACCAGAUGCUGCCAGCACUCAAGCGCAAGGGACACAAGGUGCUUCUCUUCAGUCAAAUGACACGGAUGCUGGAUAUCUUGGAGGACUAUUUCAUCAUGCGAGAUUACAGCUACUGCCGUCUCGAUGGCAGUACAAAGCUGAUGGAUCGUGUCGACCAGAUGGAGAAAUUCAACAAGGUGUCUGCAGGGGCGAAGUCUGCGUCGGAUGAGGACAACGUUUUCAUUUUCAUGCUGUCAACGCGCGCUGGUGGUCUCGGUAUCAAUCUAAUUGCAGCUGAUACGGUUAUCUUCUACGACUCGGAUUGGAACCCUCAGCAGGACAAUCAGGCGAUGGAUCGUUGCCACAGAAUCGGCCAGAAAAACGAAAUCAUCGUGUACCGUCUUGUGACUGAGAACUCUUUUGAGGACCGCAUGACCCAGCGCGCGUUCGAGAAGCGUAAGCUUGAGCGCGUCGUCAUCCAGCGAGGUGGAUUCAAAGAGAGGGAGACUCCAGCAGAAAACGCUAAGCUCACAAAUAGCGAGUUGGAGCUUCUUCUGAAGGAUGACGUGGAGAUUCGCACGGGUGUUGAAAGCGGGGGUAUUAGUGAGAAGGAGCUUCAGCAGAUUUUGGAUCGCGAAAUGGUCGUCAACAGUUUCGUGAAGCACACGAGGGAGGAAAACGAGGCAAAGCUUGCGUCGGGGAAAAACGUGAUUCCAUUCAAGGGCAAAGGUUAUGAAGUGGUUGAGAACGCGCCUUCGUCCAUGGAGAGCUUUGCAUAG